CUGCUUCUCUGCCCAGUGCCAUGCAAAUAAAAUUCACAAUAAAUAAAUAAAUAAAUCAAAUAAAUUGUUAAUCAUUCAUGUGCCUUGAACUUGUCUGUGACUUGUGACCUAGAAGCGAGAAAAGCCAACAAGAAAAUCAAAAAUCUAAAUACAAAUAAAAAUACAAAAAAAAAAAAAAAAAUAUUAAAACAAGAGCUAAAUGUUUAGCAUGGUCAACUCUUACAAAUAAAUAAAGUCUACUAUCUAUAUAUACACAUAUAUAGAUAUAGAUAUAUAUAUUUAAGUCGGCCUUAGAUUGAUGCAAACAAUUCUGCUUAAAUGCAUACGGAUAUUAUAAUUGGUGAUCAAUUUGCCGCCAACAACAACUACUGGGUGAUGCAGUCCCCGGAACUGGAUUAUCGGCACGAGCUGGUGGGACGCCUGCACAAGAUUGAGCCGGCCGAUGUGGAACUGGAAGUGCUAGCUGCUGCUGCUGCUGCCUCCAACAACAACAACAACAACAAUAGCACGAACAACAACAACAACAGCAGCAAUAGUAAUAGCAACGGCAGCAACAGCCAAACAGCCAACAGCAACAGCUCCGCAGCAGCAGCAGCAGCAGCAGCACAGCAUCAUCACCACCAUCAGCUCCACCAGCAUCACCUGCACUCGCACCACCAUACGCACACGCAUGCGCAUGCCCACCACCACCACCAACAUCAUCAUCAGCAGCAUCAUCUGCACCACAGUCUGCAGAGCGGCGAGAGUGGUGCGGCCGCCUUAGAUGCCUGGCACUUGGCUGCCUCCAGCUAUGCCAGCGACCAGAGCCAUCAGCAGCAGCAGCAGCAGCAACCCGCCGGCUCGCCCAACUCCAACUCGAAUUCCGCCUAUGGAUGUGGCCCGCUCUACGACGAUGCGCCCUACGACGUGGCACUGGGCUAUGGAGCGGGCGGCGGAGCGGGCAACACGACGGCAGCAGCAGGCAGCGAGAAGGAGUAUCUGUAUGAAACCAAAAACAAAGAGGCUCUCUUUGGCGAUCCACUGGACGAUCCGUAUCAGCGACCCGCGCUCUGGGACGAUAUUGCCACCUCAAUACAGAAUAUCGAUCCGGAGAAUGCGCUCAUGCUGAGCGGCAGCGCAGUGGCCAAUGGCGGCGACAACGCGGCUGCGACACAGCAGCAACAGCUGCUGCCGCAGGUCAAAAUGGAAGCAAUAGAUGAAACUCUGCUCGAAACUUUCUCGACACCAAUGCUCAGUCCCAUGGAGAUUAAAACUGAAAAGCAGCAGCGACAACAGCAGCAACAGCACCAGCAGCAGCAGCAGCAACAUCAACAGCAGCAGCAGCAGCAGCAACACCAGCAGCAGCAAUACCAUCAGCAGCAACAACACCAGCAGCAGCAACAUCAGCAACACUAUCAGCAACAUUAUCAGCAACAGCAGCAACACUUGUACCAGCAUCAUCCCAGCCUCUCGCUGUCCGGGCUGCCACCCGCUGCUGAAGUUGUUGAGCUGCAGUUGCAACAGCAACAACAGCAGCAACAGCAGCAGCAGCAUCAACAGCAUCUUCACAGUGGCAGCAACAGCCCGAAGCAGUCAGCCGGCGACAACAACAACUCGGCCUCCUAUCAGCAACAAUACGCAUCUCAGCUGAACGGCGCAUCAGGCGCUGCAUAUCUAAACAGUAGCAGCAACAACACCACCAGCAGCGUCGCCACCACCAGUAGCAGCAGCAGCAGCGGCUCUGGCGGCAACACCAGCAGCAACAACAACAACAACAGCUACGGCUACAGCUGGCAUAGCAGUCAGGCCUUUCACACCAAAUACCAAAUACACCCGCCAUCAGCUGUUGCCGCAGCGUCACCCACCACUGCCACGCCCACAGCUCAACAUGUGCUGCAUCAACAGCAGCAGCAGCAGCAGCAACAACAGCUGCAGCUCUGCCCGCCAGCCGCUCCCAGCACGCCCUCCGCCACGUCCGCCUCCUCCUCCUCGGGCAGCGUCACCUCCACAGGCUCCGGCUCGACGCGCCACAUGUUCGUGCCGCCACUGACCCCGCCCAGCUCAGAUCCCGGCAGUCCAGGCGCCUCCAUGGUGGCCGCUGCCGCCGCUGUUGCUCAGGCCCAGAGACGCAGCACACCGCCGCCGCCCUACCAGCAGGGCCAUGGCCUGGCCGGGCUCUGCCCCAGCCUGGUGAGUCCGGCGCCCACGCUGCAGCUGCUGGGCGCUGCCACGCCCGCCACGCUCACAACCCUGACGCCCGCGAAUGCAGUCGCCCAGCAGCCGGCACCGCCGCCGCCGCCGCCCCCGCCCUCGAGCAGCGGCCGGCGCGGCCGGCACGCGCACCACCAGCCCGGGACGCCGGCGCACAUCGCGAGCCUGAUGAGCGUGCGCACCGUGCGCUACAAUCGACGCAACAAUCCGGAGCUGGAGAAGCGUCGCAUCCAUCACUGUGAUUUUGUGGGUUGUUCCAAGGUCUAUACGAAGAGCUCGCACUUGAAGGCGCAUCAAAGGAUACACACGGGUGAAAAGCCGUAUACGUGCCAGUGGCCCGAGUGCGAAUGGCGCUUCGCACGCUCCGACGAGCUGACGAGACACUACCGCAAACACACCGGCGCCAAGCCCUUCAAGUGCAUCGUCUGCGAGCGCAGCUUUGCGCGCAGCGAUCACCUGGCGCUCCACAUGAAGCGACACCUGCCGAAGAACAAGUGAGGGAGGAACAAUCUCUCUCUCUCUCUCUCUGUCUUUCUCUCGCGGCCUACAAAUUCAACUAUAUCACAAUCCAAAGGACUUUAGUUAAGCUACUAAGAGAAAUUCGCAUAGUUAAAUGGUGUUACUAUUAAAUAUUAAAUACGAAACCUGAAUAUAUACAUAUACAUAAUAUAAAGAGCUUUUCGCACUCAAGAGCG
Molecule: messenger RNA, 2885 nt
Organism: Drosophila arizonae
Lineage: Eukaryota; Metazoa; Arthropoda; Insecta; Diptera; Drosophilidae
Gene: dar1
Product: dendritic arbor reduction 1
Biological process (GO): regulation of transcription by RNA polymerase II
Molecular function (GO): DNA-binding transcription factor activity, RNA polymerase II-specific; RNA polymerase II cis-regulatory region sequence-specific DNA binding
Source: RefSeq, a predicted model, not a curated record